Messenger RNA from Arabidopsis arenosa, 1185 nucleotides. Lineage: Eukaryota; Viridiplantae; Streptophyta; Magnoliopsida; Brassicales; Brassicaceae. The record is from the annotation of a GenBank genome assembly.
AGACGGCAAGCUUUUUGCUGGACCAAGCUUGCUGCGUCAGGCAUUAAGGACACUGCCAUGAGUUACAGCAUUGUCGGGGAAAAAGAAGCUCCAAAAAUUGAAAACGCAAUUAAAGUCCAACAGCUUCCAUUCAGGGAUCCUGCAAUCUAGGGUUCGUCUUUCUGGUGUCUCUGUCAAACCAAAGCUUUAGGAGAUGGAAAGCAUGCGCAGCUUUUGGCAGCUAGGAGAUGAGCUUCGAGGACAAUCGAAAGCUUCAGAGGAUCAGAAGUGGUUCAUGGCUGCAUCUAAACUAGCUGACCAGACUAGAUCCAAGGGUGAACGUUCGAAUAAUCUUGAUCUAUCAAAGGGUCUAGUUGAAACAAGGCCAAGGGAGAAAUUUGGGUUUCAAGAGGAGAACAAGUUUGAGACUUUUAACUUCAACAUGAUGAACUCGGAGCUCAAGUUCAAUGCUGUCUAUGAUUUUAAUGUUAUUGGCCAGAAACACCUUAGUGGGGGCAAAUUUAGCUACAAUCAGUUCACCAACAGAGAAGGCAACAACUUUAGCAGCACUCAUAACAAUGACUCUAUGAAUGUUGCUGCAGACAAAAGGUUUAAGACCUUACCUGCCUCGGAGUGCCUCCCAAAGAGUGAAGUGCUCGGAGGUUAUAUCUUUGUUUGUAACAAUGACACAAUGCUAGAAGAUCUGAAGCACCAGCUCUUUGGUUUGCCACCGAGAUACAGGGACUCGGUUAGGACGAUAACACCUGGCCUGCCUCUGUUUCUCUACAACUACACAACUCAUCAGUUGCAUGGAAUUUUCGAGGCAACAACCUUUGGAGGUUCAAACAUUGACCCUACUGCUUGGGAGGACAAGAAAUGCAGAGGAGAAUCCAGAUUUCCUGCACAGGUGAGAAUUCGUGUAAGGAAACUGUACAAAGCUUUGGAAGAGGAUGCUUUCAGGCCGGUUUUGCACCACUAUGAUGGUCCCAAGUUUCGACUCGAGCUCACCAUCCCUGAGACACUGGCUCUGCUGGAUCUCUGUGAACAAGCAGGUUCUCCCUAAGCUCAAAGCCCCUGCGGAUCCCAUUUACAUCGGGGACUUAGUGUCUGAUUAUUCCAAGGCUUCAAGUGUGUAUUUGUAUGUGUGCUUUCUACAUAAAAGUAGAAUAUAAAAGUCUCACAACAAAAUAAAAGAUUCAUGUGUAA